CAAAAUAGCAAAGAAAGAUUCAACAAUUAUUUAUUCCAUAUGAAUAUUUCAUUGCCUCCUUGAGGGAUUAAGUUCUUGAUUUGUGUCAGUGGUUCGUCGGAGAGGUAGAGUCGAAUUUCAAGACUGCGUUAAAAAUUAACUGUAAGCUGGCUGAAAAACGAGCUCAUAGCUUAGGCAAAUACUAGUAAGAACGCCCGCAGCAGACCCACAAACUCUGCUGUGAAGGAAGAAGAAAAUGGCRAGAAGGACUUACACCGAACCAGACAUUCAGCUCGAAGUUUCCAAGUCAUAUGAGAACGAUGAACGCUCUUUUAGAGCAGUCAACGAGCGAGAUGARGAGAAGAUUGCGCUUGUUCGAAGUGGUAGCCCAAGCGCAAAUGAGUUCAAAUCACCUGGACCAGGUUCAGACUUCUCAGAAUCAAGUCCGUGGAAAGUGAAUUUUAAGCGAUUUAAGUCAAUGACUGUUUCAAUGACAGUUUCUUUGAUUGAGAGAGAAUCCCYCGACAGACAGGCCUCAGCUUUGCUUGCUGGAUGGAACGUCACCAACCUCAUUCAGGGAAUGGGCAUUCUUGGGAUACCGUAUGCMGUUAAAGAAGGYGGCUGGGCUGCUGCURSUUGCAUUUUCAUCGUUGCAUUAUUUUGUGAUGUAACUGGAAUAUUAUUGGUCGAUUGUCUUUAUGAAGUUUCACCACGAAGCCAAAGAAGGAAGAGAGUGCGCACUAACUACCCUGAAGUUGGUGAAGCUGUAUGGCCAGGUGUUGGGGGCAARGUAGUAACCAUUGUCCAGACAAUUGAGCUGUAUUCUGCAGCAAUGCUGUACUUGAUUUUACUGACAACAAUGUUCUCUCAAAUUACUGAGAAAUAUGUGCCAUUAACUAUGAAUGAAUGGGCUGUUAUAUGUGCCGUUGCUGUCCUCCCAAGUGUCUUCAUUACUCGCCUCUCUGUUGUGGCAUGGAUGAGUAUGCUUGCAGUAUUUGCACUAAUGUCAGCAAUUAUAGUCACGCUUACAUACUGCAUUAUCCACUUUGAUCAGUGGUCACUGGACAAURUUCCAAGGUUUAAUGGCAGUACGUUCCCUGUUGGAUUUGGCAUUGUGACAUUCAGCUACUGUGCCCAUGCYGUGUUUCCUGGCAUAGAAGGAAGCAUGAAGGAGCCACAACACUUCAACAGAAUGAUGCAUACAUCUUUCAUCUUAUCAGGCAUUGUUAAGACUAUAUUUGGAGUUUUUGCUGUUCUUACGUUUGGGAUUCUCACAGAUCAAGUUGUCACAGUUAAUUUAGCAGAUAGUCCGGGAUUUAACUUUGCUGCAACUUUGCUUGUUGCCUUGAAUGUAUUUUUCUCAUUUCCUUUACCUCUUUUUGUUGUGGUGGAAAGUUUUGAUGAUUUAUUUUUGAAGCACUUUCCACACUUAGGUCCGGSYUCAGGGUAUCACUGGUUUUGGCUUCUGUUAACRCGGACUCUACUUGUAACUUUUGCCCUYUUCAUCUCUCUUGUUGUCCCUCAUUUUGGUCUCUUGAUGGGUUUUGUGGGUAGYUUUACUGGUACCUGCCUUUCCUUUGGUUUCCCUUGUAUUGCUCAUUUAAGGCUUAAAUGGAAAUACUUGAGAUGGUAUCACAUUUUUGGAGAGCUUGUUCUCAUUGUAUUUGGUGCUGUUGCAGGUUUUUUUGGUCUCAUUUAUUCAGGGAAGGYACUGAUUGAUUCUUUCAAAGUCAAUCCUGCAUUUUAGYAAAAAGCUAAAUAGUUAUGAUCUGAAUAAUAAUUGUGUACUUUUUGUCAGUGAUCUGAAUUUAGAAAGAACUUUCAUUUUGUUUCUACAUGUCCUUUUGAUUUUGAAUUGUUAAAACGUAAAUUGGUGUAAACAAUGACAGAUGUGGCAUAGUCAUCACCAUUCAUCACAUCCAAAAUAGUUUGACUUACUUUACUUCGUGUGCAGUCAACAUUUAUUGUAAAAGUCCAAACAAUCAUGUGAUGAAGUCCUCAAUGUAAAGUACUCUCAAUGUUAUUGAAUAAAUUUUCAAAAAGGAUGCAACAA
This is a messenger RNA of Exaiptasia diaphana, 2032 nucleotides long. Its product is annotated as vesicular inhibitory amino acid transporter. The transcript has a single exon. Gene Ontology annotation, molecular function: amino acid transmembrane transporter activity. The record is from RefSeq and is a predicted model, not a curated record. Gene Ontology annotation, cellular component: vacuolar membrane. Bases 236 to 1726 code for a protein of 496 amino acids. Gene Ontology annotation, biological process: amino acid transmembrane transport. NCBI's taxonomy places the organism in Eukaryota, Metazoa, Cnidaria, Anthozoa, Actiniaria, Aiptasiidae.